Messenger RNA from Choloepus didactylus (southern two-toed sloth), 3908 nucleotides. RefSeq names its product UTP15 small subunit processome component (gene UTP15). NCBI's taxonomy places the organism in Eukaryota, Metazoa, Chordata, Mammalia, Pilosa, Megalonychidae. Bases 255 to 1811 code for a protein of 518 amino acids. Gene Ontology annotation, biological process: rRNA processing; positive regulation of transcription by RNA polymerase I. Gene Ontology annotation, cellular component: nucleolus. Gene Ontology annotation, molecular function: protein binding. The transcript is spliced from 13 exons. The record is from RefSeq and is a predicted model, not a curated record.
UGCGCGACGGGUUUGGUAGUUCCGUACGCGGUGUGUCAUGGCAGCUCCUAGGGUAUCCCGCGUGAUUUUCCGCAAGUGAGCCAGAGAGAUCCAGGGAAGGGAGCUGGCUGAGUCCGAGAAGCUUUCCUUGGAGCUGGGGUGCCUCCGCAGACUCUCGCGGCCCGGUGGAGACUUAAGGCCAAAGUCACUAUAAUUAUUUCUAAUAUCAAUUCCAAACUAUUGACCCUUGGACAACAGUGCAAUUAUAUGAAAUCAUGGCUGGUUAUAAGCCUGUAGUUAUUCAAACAUAUCCUAUACUUGGUGAAAAAAUUACCCAAGAUACACUGUACUGGAACAACUAUAAGACCCCUGUUCAAAUUAAGGAGUUUGGUGCAGUGUCAAAAGUAGACUUUUCUCUGCAGCCUCCAUAUAAUUAUGCUGUCACAGCUUCAUCAAGGAUUCACAUUUAUGGCCGAUACUCCCAAGAACCUAUAAAAACUUUCUCCCGAUUUAAGGACACAGCAUACUGUGCUACUUUUCGACAGGAUGGUAGACUGCUUGUGGCUGGCAGUGAAGAUGGCGGAGUUCGGCUUUUUGAUAUAACUGGGAGGGCUCCACUCAGACAGUUUGAAGGCCACACAAAAGCAGUUCAUACAGUAGAUUUUACGGCUGACAAAUACCAUGUGGUCUCUGGGGCUGAUGAUUAUACAGUUAAAUUAUGGGAUAUUCCAAACUCUAGAGAAAUACUGAUGUUCAAAGAGCAUUCUGAUUAUGUGAGGUGUGGAUGUGCCAGCAAACUGAACUCUGAUCUCUUUGUAACAGGGUCGUAUGAUCAUACUGUGAAGAUGUUUGAUGCACGAACAAAUAAAAGUGUUGUUUCUGUUGAGCAUGGACAGCCAGUAGAGAGUGUCUUACUCUUUCCCUCUGGAGGUCUUCUGGUAUCAGCAGGAGGUCGUUAUGUUAAAGUCUGGGAUAUGUUAAAAGGAGGACAGUUGCUAGUGGCUUUGAAAAAUCAUCACAAAACUGUGACAUGUGUAUGUCUGAGCAGCUCCGGACAGAGGUUACUCUCUGGUUCACUGGAUAGGAAGGUAAAAGUAUAUAGCACAACUUCCUACAAAGUAGUCCACAGUUUUGAUUAUGCAGCUUCAAUUUUGAGUCUUGCACUUGCACAUGAAGAUGAGACAAUAGUGGUAGGAAUGACAAAUGGAAUAUUGAAUGUUAAACAUCGCAAAUCUGAAGCAAAGAAGGAUCCUUUCCCCAGGAGACGAAGGCCUGCAUAUCGAACCUUUAUUAAAGGAAAAAAUUACACAAAGCAACGGGAUGACAUUAUGAUCAACAGGCCAUCAAAGAAAUACCUAGAAUUGUAUGACAGGGAUCUGAAAAAUUUUAGGAUCUCUAAGGCACUCGACAGAGUCCUUGAGCCUGAAUGUACAAUGAAGACACCUGAGGUGACAGUUUCCAUUAUAAAGGAGCUAAAUCGAAGAGGGGUACUUGCAAAUGCUCUUGCUGGUCGGGAUGAAAAGGAAAUCAGCCAUGUUCUUAAUUUUUUAAUAAGGAAUCUCUCUCAGCCCAGAUUUGCCCCUGUGUUGAUAAAUGCUGCUGAAAUAAUUAUUGAUAUAUAUCUUCCUGUGAUUGGUCAGUCACCUGUAGUUGAUAAAAAGUUUUUGUUACUUCAGGGACUUGUAGAAAAAGAAAUUGAUUACCAAAGAGAACUACUAGAAACCUUGGGGAUGAUGGAUAUGCUUUUUGCUACCAUGACAAGGAAAGAAAGCACUUCUAUGUUGGAACAUAAAUCUGAUGGGUUUCUAGACAACAAGAAGAUAGAAUCAUAGUGUCUGCUUAAUAAAAGAGCUGACUUGGAGUAGAUUUGCCUUCAUUAACUGUUGGAAAGAGAAUCUCUUUGAUACUUUAAGAAAACUAUUUGCAGAAGUAAUUAUAUGGAAGAGACUGAAAUAAUUAUGAUUGGAAAAUGAGUACCUGUUUUGAGACAUGGUUUUCCAUGUAUUGUUUUGAAUUAUUUUAUGGCAUCUUCAACUAGAAGAUCUCAGUUGUCUUGGACACUGUCUGUCCACCCUGGAUGAGUUGAUUUAACUUUUAAUACAGCAAACUUCUAUAUCAAAAUUUAAAUAGGUCUUCAGAUGGGAGUUCAAAUAACAAACCCUCACUGGGGAGGGGUUUGACUGAGCAUCCUGCCGAAGACAUGAGGCUUUUUAAAGCUUCUGUCCUGGAAAAACAAAAACCAAUACAACAACAACAAAAUCUUUCUUCAUUUUCAUCAGUGCCUUUGGGAUUUCCAGGUCCCUGCUGAACUUGCCUGUCCCCUCCUUGAUGUCAUUACUUGUCUCAGAUCACAUGCACUGCUUGAACUGAUAAUGGGACUGUAUCAUAUUCUAAGUAUGACAAAUCAAUGGCCAGUUCUGAAUAAUCGGCACUAUUAGCUGGACAUUUGUUCAGAAAGUGUGAAGAUUGUGUUCUCCGUCCUGGGUUUUUCUUUGUAUUUCUUGAACUUUAACUAUCUCUUAUUCUUCUCUAGACCUUUUUUUUCCCCUUUCCUUAAAUAUGCAACCUGUUUUCCAGGUUUUCAGUUUACUUCAGGCCAGGGGAAGGGAAUGAUAAAAUUUACCAUUUCUCUUAUAAUAAAUACUUUUUCAUACCUAUGCUUGGAGUGUAUCUUGUACUACUCCUCUAAAGACCAUUUUUUUUGGCUCUGUAUUCAGAUUUUUAACAUCUGUUCUUCACAAUCCUGCUUAUUAGAACCCCAAGCCACAGAAACUUACUUUGAAAAAUUGUUGUUUUUUUAAAAAGUUUGAUGUAAAUCAUUUUUUUUAUAAAGAGAUUCUUAUUUUCUUUCAAUUUUCUGAGGUGUAUCAAUUCCUGAUACAUAGUCAUUGGCUGUUAACACUUAUUUUACAAUUGCUGCUCUUCCUACCUCCUCCCAAAUCUUAUCCCAUCUCAGGUAGUUAAUAUCUCUAAGGAAAUAUGUCUCAGGCUAGUAGAUCCGUUAGUUAGAGAAAGAUACCAGUUUUGUAAAUUCAGAUUUUUUUUUUUUUUUUGGAAAUUAAAAAAAAAAAGAUGGGAUACAUCUAUGUUCUAGUAAGGGCAUAUGCUCAAAAUAGGAUCUGAUUUGCCUUUCAUGAAUUGAUAUAAGCGUAGGAAGUAGAGGAAAGAUGUUGGGAAGCAAUGGCACAGUGGCUUAUAAGAAACCAGGAUGCUGUUGCCCUGAAUAAUUAUGUAAUUAGUUAAGGUCAGAAGCUGUGUCUUCAGGUUUAAAGAAGAGUUAAUCUAGUUAAAUAAAAUUUCUAUUAAAAAACAUUUAGAAAAUAUUAACUUCAUAGGCACACUGUUAAUUUCUUAACAUUAACUGCCAUUAUUUGUGUACCAUGCCACAAGAAUCUUCCCAUAUAUUAUUUGAUUUGAUUCUCCUCACAGCCAUCCAAGGUUGGCAGUGUGAUUCUCACUUGUCUCAUCAUCCCAGCACUCGGAACCAGCCCUCCUGCUGGAGCCUAAAUUACUCAUUCCCUUAACGGAACUUCACUGAGUGCUGCAGUGCUGAAAUGAAAUGUGCAAUGGUUACAUAUUUUCAAAAAGGAUAGGAAAUAAUUCCCAUGGUCAUCAAUACUUUGUAUUAAGUUCAGUAGUUUUUAUACUCAUUGGGACAAACUGUAGAAUUUGCUAUUUGAAAUGUUUAAACAUAACUAACAUAUUACAGUAUGGGACAUUGGCCUUAAAAUUCUAAUAUAAAUGUGUAAUAGAUUGUUAAACUUGUGAUUUUUAGUUGAAAGGUGUUUAAGAGUGUUACAAAGCCUGCAAAAACAUUGAAAUGUUUUAAUAUUUUUAGAAUAUAAGUGUAUAGAGAGUCCCUAUACAUUUAAUUUGUUAUAUUUGUAAGAAUUAAGGACUUGGGAAAGUUUUGCUUUUUGGAUCAAGUG